GCUCAUUAGCAUAUCAGGCGCGCCCCGGCUAACUGCUCGUCUAUGGAGGGCGCUCUGUAUUGUCCUGGGAACCCCCAUGGUUGGACCAUUCAGUGGAUUCAUUACUGCCAUAUGGCUCCCCUACAAAAUAAUGGCCAAUAUGGUCAACUAUUAAGAUGAAUAAACAGCAGGAGCAACAGGCGACUUAGUUAACUCUGCAGAUGUAGCAGAGCCGACACUGUUACCUCACACACUGGACUGCAGGUUCCUACUGAAAUGACAGCUUCAGGACAGUACCCCACCAUGCUGCCUGCAGCUUGGACAGGACCACAGCACAGCGCUACACACAGGCAAGGAUGAAGGUAGUUCCCAGAUAAGUCGUCCUGGUCCCUUGGCAGAAAAACAGCCCCAAAGCAUGAUGUUUCCACCCCCAUGCAUCACAGCUGUACAGUAUAUUCGGUCUAGUGUAUUCCAGUUGCGUCUUCAUUACAGUGCUCCACGUAGGACCUGACUAAUGAAUAUUUCUGCCAUCGUUGCCGUUCUUGCUGUAGCUCUUCUGGAAACCAGCAGCAAUGCUCUGGAACCACCAGUGGAACUACAACUACAGCUGAAGACUAGCCUCCGAGCUCCUCUAAACCCAAGAUUCCUUUCUGUAACCAUUGAUGCCAGUCUUGCCUCAGAAGCUAAGUAUAUUGCUUUCCUUGGAUCCCAGAAACUUAUCACUUUAACAAGUGGCCUUUCUCCUGCCUUCUUGAGAUUUGGAGGAACAAAAUCAGAUUUCCUUUUCUUUGAUCCAGCACGAAAAGCAUCAACAGAAGAAAACAUUACCUGGAACUUCGCAGUAAAGCAAGAUGUGUGUGAAGGAAGCAAAGUUUCCUCCUCUGUGCAGCAGAAGCUGUGGUCUCAGUGGCCAAGUAAGGAACAAAACAUUCUCAAAGAGGAUUUUUCUGAGACCUACAAAAAUGCCACAAUUACAAAGCACACCAUUGACCUCCUCUACAGAUUUGCCAAUUGCUCAGGCCUUCACCUCAUAUUUGGACUAAACGCUUUAAUGCGGAAUAAAUAUGAUCACUGGAACAGCUCCAAUGCCAAGUUACUGAUUGAUUACUGUGAUUCCAAGAAGUAUAAUAUGUCCUGGGAAUUAGGCAAUGAGCCCAACAGCUUUAAGAAGAAGUCUGGAGUGUACGUUAAUGGCACCCAACUUGGCAAGGAUUUUAUUACUUUACAUGACCUUCUUAGCAAGUACAGCAGGUACAGAACCUCGGGUCUCUUCGGCCCAGACAUUGGCCAGCCUAAGAAAUCAUCCCAAAAGAUGCUGAAAAGCUUUUUAAAAGCAGGAGGUAAAUUCAUCAAUUCUGUUACUUGGCAUCACUAUUAUAUCGAUGGUCGAACUGCAUCUGUAAAAGAUUUUGUGAACCCUAAUGUUUUGGACACUUUAUCUUCAGAAAUAAAGACCGUGUUAAAGAUUGUAAAUGAAACGGUUCCUGGAAAGUCAGUCUGGUUGGGUGAAACCAGCUCAGCAUAUGGUGGAGGAUCCCCAGGAUUAUCAAAUACAUUUAUUGAUGGUUUCAUGUGGCUAGACAAGCUGGGACUGUCUGCUAAACUGGGAAUUGAUGUGGUUAUGCGGCAGGCCUUGUUUGGUGCUGGGUCAUACAAUUUGGUGGAUUCAAAUUUUGAACCUUUACCUGAUUACUGGUUGUCACUGGUGUACAAGAAGCUUGUUGGAUCUAUUGUACUGAAUGCCAGUGUAAGAAGUUACAAAAAAUUUAAUAUGACAAAUAUUAGGCUUUAUCUUCACUGUACAAAUAUUAACAAUCCUAAAUACAAAAUGGGAGAUGUUACAUUGUUUGCAAUAAACUUGAACAACCAUACUCAGAAAGUGCACUUACCAAGCUUCCUGUCUGGAAAGUAUGUGGACCAAUAUCUCCUUUCCCCCGGAGAAGGAGGACUACUUUCUUCAACCAUCUUGUUGAAUGGAGACAUUUUAAAGAUGGAGGAUGAAAAAACGUUGCCAGAUUUGAAUGGGAAGCAGCUGGAUCCAGGCUUACCUCUUAUUCUACCUUCUAUGAGCUUUGGAUUCUUUGUUGUAAAAGGUGCUAUGGCCAGUGCUUGCUUAUAAGUUCUCUAUAAAGAUCUAAGAUUAUUAUUUUACCAGAUUAAUAUUAUUUUCAUCUCCUCAGGUAAACAUUUUUUUUGCUGCUAUAACUGAAAUAAAAAGA
Molecule: messenger RNA, 2198 nt
Organism: Hyla sarda
Lineage: Eukaryota; Metazoa; Chordata; Amphibia; Anura; Hylidae
Gene: HPSE
Product: heparanase
Exons: 15
Coding region: 494-2098 (534 amino acids)
Cellular component (GO): extracellular matrix; membrane
Molecular function (GO): hydrolase activity, acting on glycosyl bonds
Source: RefSeq, a predicted model, not a curated record